AUGACUGAAAAAUUAUCAACUUCGAUAAGUUCGAGUUCAGGAAAUCCUGCUUUUCAAAAUGAUCGUAGACGUCGAGAUAAUAUAAAUGAAAGAAUCCAAGAACUUUUGGAUAUGAUUCCUGAAGAAUAUUUUGAUAGUUAUUAUGCUAAAAAUUCAGAAGGAGGCACACCUGGUAAUACACCAAGUGGUGGUAGUAGUUCUGCAACAACGCCAGCAAUGCCAGCAAUUCCUAACGUGUCAUCUACAUCAGCAAAGGGUAAAGGCUCUGGAACAAGGGAUGGAAAACCAAAUAAGGGCCAGAUACUUACGCAAACUGUGGAAUUUAUUACAAGAUUACAAAAUGAAGUCGAUGCUAGAAAUAGAGAAGAAGUUGAUCUAAUGGCUAAAGUAUCCAGUCUCAGUAAGAAGACCGGUACUAUUGUAAACGAUAUAAACUUAGAGCAUACCAGUGCGGAAGUCGAGUUAUCCAAAAUCGGCGUUGGUCCUCUCGUAGGGAUGGUGCAUGAUCAAACACUAUCUGAAAAUAUGGAACAACAACAACAACAACAACAACAACAGCAGCAAUCACAACAUCAAUCACAGUACGAUUAUGGUGGUUAUUCUGAGUAUGCUACCUGA
This is a messenger RNA of Maudiozyma barnettii, 618 nucleotides long. It is a transcript of the gene RTG1, whose product is annotated as Rtg1p. Gene Ontology annotation, biological process: regulation of transcription by RNA polymerase II. The transcript has a single exon. The record is from RefSeq and is a predicted model, not a curated record. Gene Ontology annotation, molecular function: RNA polymerase II cis-regulatory region sequence-specific DNA binding; protein dimerization activity; DNA-binding transcription factor activity, RNA polymerase II-specific. Bases 1 to 618 code for a protein of 205 amino acids. Lineage: Eukaryota; Fungi; Ascomycota; Saccharomycetes; Saccharomycetales; Saccharomycetaceae.